Molecule: messenger RNA, 2193 nt
Organism: Torulaspora globosa
Lineage: Eukaryota; Fungi; Ascomycota; Saccharomycetes; Saccharomycetales; Saccharomycetaceae
Gene: EGH1
Product: hydrolase
Exons: 1
Coding region: 1-2193 (730 amino acids)
Biological process (GO): carbohydrate metabolic process; ergosteryl 3-beta-D-glucoside catabolic process
Molecular function (GO): steryl-beta-glucosidase activity
Source: RefSeq, a predicted model, not a curated record
AUGCCGGAGAAGGUUUUUAUCUCCUCUGAUGGCGAGUUCUGCGACCGAAAUGGCAAUGCGAUAGUAUUAAGGGGAGUUAACCUCGACCCAAUUACAAAGAUCCCAGCAUGCCCCUACUUGCCAACUCACACACCAGUUGACGAAAGCAGUUACUAUGAGAAUGCAGAUGAGGUGAGCUUUGUGAAUCAUCCUCUUCCUUUAGAAGAUAUUGAGGAGCAUAUAAACAGAUUGAAAUCGCUGGGCUACAACUGCAUAAGGUUUCCCUUUACGUGGGAAGCUUUGGAGCAUCAGGGUCCUGGGAAAUACGAUUUCGAGUAUAUUGAUUAUGUGAUAAAAGUCCUCAAAAAGAUUGGUUCAAUUGGGGGACUGUAUGUGUACCUGGACCCGCACCAGGACGUGUGGUCAAGGUUCUGUGGUGGUUCAGGUGCGCCACUUUGGACUUUGUAUGCAGCAGGCUUCAAUCCCCGUCAUUUCAACGCUACUGAGGCGGCCGUGCUGCAUAAUCAUUAUUCUGCAGAGGGGGAGGCGUAUCCAAAAAUGUUAUGGCCGACAAAUUACUUCAAGCUUGCGUGCCAGACAAUGUUCACGUUGUUCUUCGCUGGCAAGGACUUUGCUCCAAAGUGCCAGAUCAAUGGGGAAAAUAUUCAGGACUACUUGCAGAAUAGAUUCAUUGACGCGGUCAUGGUCCUUUACUCGAAAAUUCAGGAAAAGGCACCCGAGCUGUUCGCGGAAAACUGUAUCAUUGGCCUUGAGACAAUUAAUGAGCCAAAUUGUGGUUAUUUUGGAGAAAGAAACCUUGAGCAAGUUCCUAGAGACAGAAAUUUGAAGCGUGGUUCUACGCCUACGGGAUUUCAGAGCUUUCUUUUAGGAGAGGGUCAUGCCGCUCUAGUGGAGCAAUACGAUAUCUCAAUCUUUGGCCCCACUAAAAUUGGCACUAAGGAAAUUGACCCAAAAGGUACAAGCUGCUGGCUUACCAAUGAGGAGCGGGCACAACUCGACUCACGAUACGGAUGGCAAAGGGCGGCGUCAUGGUUGCCGGCUCAAUGCAUCUGGAAGCUCCACGGCGUUUGGGCAGAGAAUGAAGGUGGGCCAACUUUACUGCGUAAAGAUUACUUUGCGUAUGUGGCUGAAAGCCCGCUGUCCCCUGUCAACGAUGUUUAUUUCAGUCAUCAUCAAUUUGUCAGCUUUUACAAACGUUUCCAAAGGGCGUUUAGAAAGAUCGAUAAAGAGUCGCUAUUGUUUAUGCAGGGGCUAGUGUUCAAGCAACCACCCCAGCUGAAAGGCUCAGAUUUGAUAGACGACAGAACUGUCUAUUCAUGUCAUUUUUACGAUGGCAUGUCGCUGAUGUUUAAAACGUGGAACCGAAAGUUUAACGUGGAUACUUUCGGCAUCGUUCGUGGUCGAUACUUUAAUCCGGCUUUCAGUGUUGUUCUAGGAGAGACGAAUAUCAGAAAAUGCCUGAAAAGGCAGCUUAGAGAAAUGAAACAGGAAGUUAAAGACGCCUUAAGCAUACCUUGCUUCUUCACCGAGAUAGGUAUGCCAUUUGACAUGGAUAACAAAAGGGCUUACAAAAAUGGGGACUUCUCCUCACAGAUUUCGGCGGUAGAUGCUCUGCAAGCGGCUCUAGAGGGUGAAAAUCUCUCCUAUAGCCUCUGGUGCUACUGCUCGAAGAACUCACAUGAAUAUGGCGAUGAGUGGAAUAACGAAGACUUUUCCAUCUGGUCGUCGCAACACAGUAAUCAACGCCUGGAAGCCGAGACACCUCGUUUAGAAGCUAGCGACUUUGUUACAUUGACGGAGAACCUGGAACUCGAUACACCGCCAUGCGCUAGAAAGAAUAAGCUUGAUUUCAGUGGCAUUCGCGUCCUCGACGCAGUCCUAAGACCUUUUCCGAUUAAGAUUCACGGUAAAUUCAUUGACGCGAAUUUUGACUUACCAGCUAAGACAUAUAAGUUAGAGAUAGCGGCACGGGCCGAUGCUGAAAUUUCACCGGAUGCGCAUUCCUUUAUAUUUCUGCCUCAGCACCAUUUCCCGCUGGGAAGAAUCACUAUCAAUUCUUCAUCAGGCGUUUUCGCUUAUCAUCAAGAUUAUCAAGUAUUGAAAUGGUUCCACAGCUCUGGAAAGCAGUGGUUAACAAUCUCUUUGAUAGAUGCAGAUUCUAGAGCUCCAAGCCCUAAUUGUACAAUCUCUUAA